Rotaria sp. Silwood2 is the source of this 288-nucleotide messenger RNA. The record is from the annotation of a GenBank genome assembly. Lineage: Eukaryota; Metazoa; Rotifera; Eurotatoria; Philodinida; Philodinidae.
AUGGCAACAGCAGUACCAAAAAAUGUUUCACCAUUAAUACGUGCUGGUCGUUGGAGUUUAUUAUUAACUGGUCUUGUCUAUGGACGUAUACAUCAUAAUACAUUAAAAAAACGUGAAGAACGUGCACGACCCAAAGAAAUUGAUCGUGUUACACAUCAUGCUAUUGAGGAAGUUGCUGAGCAAAAAAUAAAAGCUGAUCAAUCAAUGAUUGAUUUAGCUUAUGCAGCUGGUAUUGAUCCAAAUCAAGCACGUGUGAAAAAACAAGAACAUGCAGAAAAACACCAUUAG